Messenger RNA from Strigops habroptila (Kakapo), 4809 nucleotides. It is a transcript of the gene ERLIN1, whose product is annotated as ER lipid raft associated 1. Lineage: Eukaryota; Metazoa; Chordata; Aves; Psittaciformes; Psittacidae. Gene Ontology annotation, biological process: SREBP signaling pathway. The record is from RefSeq and is a predicted model, not a curated record. Bases 747 to 1538 code for a protein of 263 amino acids. Gene Ontology annotation, molecular function: cholesterol binding; ubiquitin protein ligase binding. The transcript is spliced from 9 exons. Gene Ontology annotation, cellular component: endoplasmic reticulum; endoplasmic reticulum membrane.
UGCCCCGAGGUAGGCAGACUGUGGUGUUCCUGCUCUCGUACAACAUGGGCCCAGGUGGCGUGGUUCUGUACAAAGCUGUUAUGAGUUUUGGGCUUUCUGAAUUCUCCUUGUCCUUCUUCUUCCUCCCCUUUUCUGGGUCACAGUUUGGAUUUUAACAAUUAGAGGACCAAAGCUUUUAGUCCAUCCAAACUUUUCACAUCUGUUGAUCUCCCUCUUGCAUGAAGGGCUGUCACCUCUGUGUUGUGCUUUGGGUAAGGGACUGUGCCGAAUGCACUGGGGAGAUUGAAACUGGCAGCACUGCAUCAACUGCUGGAUUUUUCCAUGGUUACUGGUGAACUAUUUAGAGAGGAAAAAAGCUGUGUUCUUGAAGCUUUCUGCAAUGUUGCAGUUAUGGAAGAAUUCAGCAAUAUCUGCCUUCUCUGAAAGUUAAUUGCUCACAAGCCUGAAGCAAAUGAUGGCUGAGUUGCAGCAGGCAAGUAUCACAUGCAGUCAGCCCUUUUGUAGGAGAACUGGUGGCAGAUGUGGUGCAGGUGAGUGAUGUCAUUUUGCACUACUACAGCUGUGACUCCUGGCAGUUGGAAUGUGCUCACUCUCAAAGCCAGCACUUGCUGUUUUCCAGUUGCUUGAGCCUUUUCCUUGUUUUCCUUUCUCUAGGGGUGGCGCGUUGCUAACUAGUCCGAGUGGCCCAGGCUACCACAUCAUGCUCCCGUUCAUUACCACCUUCAAAUCUGUACAGUGGUGGUGUUAUGAUUUACAUUGACCGAAUAGAAGUUGUGAAUAAAUUGGCACCAUACGCAGUGUAUGAUAUUGUGAGAAACUACACUGCAGACUACGAUAAGACCUUGAUCUUCAAUAAAAUUCAUCAUGAGCUGAAUCAGUUCUGCAGUGCCCAUACUCUGCAGGAAGUAUACAUUCAGCUGUUUGAUCAGAUAGAUGAGAAUCUGAAGUUGGCCCUGCAGAAGGAUCUCAAUGUCAUGGCACCGGGUCUCACUAUCCAGGCUGUGCGUGUUACAAAACCCAAAAUUCCAGAAGCCAUCCGAAGAAAUUUUGAGCUCAUGGAGGCUGAGAAGACCAAGCUGUUGAUUGCAGCCCAGAAGCAGAAGGUAGUAGAGAAAGAGGCAGAGACAGACCGGAAGAAAGCACUCAUUGAGGCAGAGAAGGCUGCUCAGGUGGCCAAGAUUCACUAUCAACAGAAGAUUAUGGAGAAGGAAACAGAAAAGCGGAUUUCUGAGAUUGAAGAUGCUGCGUUCCUAGCAAGAGAGAAGGCAAAAGCUGAUGCAGAGUUCUAUGCUGCUUGGAAGCUGGCUGAUUCCAACAAGCUAAAACUUACCCCUGAGUAUCUGGAGCUAAUGAAAUACGAAGCAAUAGCUGCCAACAGCAAGCUGUAUUUUGGUGAUCGCAUCCCCAACGUGUUUCUGGAUUCCUGUGCCUUCCAGCAACCCAAUCUGAGGACUGCCCAAGAAACCAAUCUUCCUUCACAGGAGGCCCCAGAGACCUCUGGGGAAAACCACCUCAGAGCAAAGGAAAGCACUGGCUGACAGAGGUAGAAGGAUACCUGGUGUAGCUCAACAACUAGCCUGGCUAUGAAUGGGGAUGUUGCCCUGUGCUACUGGGGCGGAUGCAGCGUGGACAUCUUGUGUAUAGGUGGCAGUUGGGUUGAUUUUCUUCUAGCAACACAUUUGCAAGUGCUCUGCCUCUUCCAUUUCUUCCCCUAUUAAAUUGGUGCUUCCAAAUGAGGGAUAAUCCUGUACUAACAUACCUAUACUGGAAUAUUAAAAGACAAGACACCAGGCAAGCCUUCCCUGCAGUAGGUGCAGUUAUUUAGUGAGCAUUACUCUGGAGGUAGGAGAUGUGGCUUUGAGUGCUGUGUUGCCACACGCUGGGCAUUCCGCAGUGCUCCUCACUGAGGCCAAGUGAAGAGGUUUCCUUCAUCCUGCCAAUGAAGCUGUGUUGUGUGGACUCUGAGGCAGGUUUCUUCCGGCGCUCUCUAACUCUCCUCAAGGACUCCAGUGGAAUGGGCUCUCCUUGGCUCUCCGUGUUGCUGCUCAGGCCAAAGCCUGGCCUGACAAAGAAUGGUUUGGUGUGGAAUAGGUUGUUUGAAUAGGAUAUGCAUAGCCAUUAUAUUCUUUCCUGUAGGCAGUGGCAUUAGAUAACAACUUUGGAGCAAGCAGUCCCUAACAGGCUUCUGUAACUCCCCUCUCCAAGCAACAGCCUCUUGCUGCCUGUGACUGACUGUAGUAUGUUUCAGCUGGGUGGCUGGGUCUCACCUUGCAUCCUAAACCAGAUUUCAGAGUGCAUGGAGCACCUCCAAAGAGCUGUUUGGGAACAGAGCUGAGAAAUCUUUGCUUAGGCCCCAGCCUCCCUGUAGGUCUUUUCACCAGGGAAAGGGGGCUGAAUUUCCACUGCUGUGCCUCGCUGGCAAAGUGAAGGGGAAGAGAAGAGUGAAGGGACCCUGCCCUGCAGCAGAUCAGAUGUGUGACACCUCAACUGCAAAGUAGGUGAGGCAUCAUUGCUCCCCAGUGCAAAAUCCACUGCUCCAAGAAGAAGUGGGACCUGCCUCGUGUGUCUUUCAACAGCAACAGUUGGGAGUGCGUCACUGGUCCUCUCAUCACUGGCCAGGCUUUGCUGGGGCUGUUGUCUCACAAGCAGUGCUGGCUCACGAUCUUACCUCCUCCUGUCUGUUGUAAUAUAUUCAACCGCUGCUCCCAGUGUGCCACUGCAGUGUGAGAGAGAGAGACAUGCUUGGGGGGUAAAUCUGGUGGUACAGUCUGCUUUCCUCUUUUCCUUUGUCCUUCCCUUUGCCUGUGAGGAUGUGCUUGUUUCUAGGACCUGUUUCUCAUUGUGUUCUGCGAUGAUCCCAGAAGACGGUGGCUGGGGAAGCCAACUGGCAAGAGCUUGAGCUGGAAUGCUGUUCCCCAGCUGGUAGCACUACAGCAUUGCCUGCCUCUGAACCCACCACUUGUGCAGAGGCUACCUUUUCUCCUCAGCCUGGGAUAGCUGUAUGUUCAUCCUGCUUUCCUGUCCCCUUGGUGCCCCCUUGUAUGGGCUGGUUGGUGCUGGUGUUGAAUCUGCCCCUGGCACCAUCUGCAGUCUUGUGACAAGGGGAAGAACAUGCCUAGCUUUUGCCUUGGUGAAACAUUCAACCCAAAGCAGCCUGAAUUUCACCUCUGCUAGUGAUUUCCCCAAGUGAGUUGUGUGGGCUUCAGGCUUUCCAGUGCUGCUUUCCUAUCCUGUGUGGCUUGACUCGGAGGUUGGCAGUGUCUCUCCUCAAGGAGGUUUGGUUACAUAUGGUGCCUUAUGCUGUCUCAGCUCCUUUCCUGGCUGCCUCUCCUGCAUCUCUGGGGCAGAGCAGGGAUACACUGACCCUGCCUCUCCUGCAGGCCAGCUUGGGUAACAGUAAUAUAUGACUGUGGGACUUUGCAGCAGUUUCAGUGAUGUUUCUUUCCUCCUGUCUGCAAACCUAAGGCCUAGUUGCUGGUCUGCUCCAGGACACCAGUUGCUCUUCAAACCCAGCCAUGUCAGGAGCCAGGGACCAGGUCCUUGCCCCAGUAGGAAGCCAACUUAAGGUGCUGAGCACCAAGCCUGGCUUCCUGGGAGGCUGUGCAUGUGUGUGCUCCAAGGAUGAGAGGGGGGAUGCUGCUUUUGCCAGGAAGAGAGGUGUCUCCAGUCUCCCUGGUGCACAGGGGUUGGUGGCACAGCCAUGUGCCAUGCAGAUCCCAGCCUGGGGAGCACUGAGCUGAGCUUUUGCAUGGUGGGGCUCAUGCCUUCACCUGCCAAAAGCUCCUCCUGGUGAAGAGCAGCCUUUGAAGGAUACUGGUGGGCAGAGGAGCAGGAAGGAUAUCUUCAUGUCAUGCUGGAAGGCAGCAUGGCAGGGCAGAGGUGAAACCCUUGACUGAUGGCAGGAGAGGAGCGGGCAGGCACAGCAUGAGCCUCAUUAGACCCUGCAGUGCCCUCCCCAGGGGAAGGGGCCAGGACAGAAAGGGGGUGGCAGUGUAUUUUGUAGCCAUGGUGUUUGAACUGUCUCCUGGAAGUAUUGUUUGGCUUGCAAGGUCCCUUUUCUCCUGUGGGAAGGGCUUCAAGGGGCCAGUGCAGUCACAUCUCUUUGACCGUCCACCUCCGCAGUGUUGCUGGCUUGCAUCAGGAACACAUCCUCUCCUCACCCCACAGCAGCCACUUCGACUGAAUUUUGGGACAAAUGCAGGCUUUAUAGAACAGAAGCGCUCCUGGAGGAGACAUAGACAUGUCUCCAUGUGCAUCACACCCUGGGCAUCAGGCUGGUGGACAGGGAUAGGUUCUGCCAGCCUGGAAGUGACGAGAGGGGCACAUGGGUACCAGUAGAAGCAGUAACCCGGCAGCCCACAGUUGUCCUGCAGUGGUCAGAGUGAGAUCCCCAUGCAGGGAGCAGGAAAGCCUUUCAGGCCAGUGCAGGAAGGGCUGCUUCCCUUUGGAUCUGAGCCUCGCUCGCCCUCCUUGCUGCCUUUCAGGUACAUUCGUGGCUAUCGCUGGCUAAUUGUCAUCCUGCUCUGGUUGGGUGUGCAGCAGCCAUCUCCUAUCCCUGUGCUCUGAGGGAUACCAGGGGCACUCCUGGUGCCACCAGAAACGUGGGGUUGAGCUGAUUUUUCUCUCUGUUCAAAAGGCCUGUGUGGUUCUGUGAGUAAAGGGGUCUGCCACUGGAUCCACACCUUCUUUAAGGAAACAUAGAAUGGCUUGGGUUGGAAGGGACCUUAAAAACAUGAUACAUAUGUUCAAGUUUACAUGCACAGUGUUAAGUUCUUUUGAUAAGCAGAAUAAAACUAUUUUGUUACAGUU